Molecule: messenger RNA, 2073 nt
Organism: Desarmillaria tabescens
Lineage: Eukaryota; Fungi; Basidiomycota; Agaricomycetes; Agaricales; Physalacriaceae
Product: NUC091 domain-containing protein
Exons: 7
Coding region: 29-1978 (649 amino acids)
Cellular component (GO): nucleolus
Molecular function (GO): GTP binding
Source: RefSeq, a predicted model, not a curated record
UAUAACCCAUACCUCGACGGUCACCGCCAUGGCACCCACAAAAAAGGCAGGGCCAGUGCCCAAGACAAGAUCUUCUUCUUCGUCCUCAAAGGUCACCCUAGCCAAAGUCAAAGGCGAAAACUUCUAUCGAAAUGCGAAACAAGUUGCCCGACUAAAGAUGCUCAACGGCGGCAAGCCUGUACGAGACAAGGACGGAAAGAUCAUCCAAGCCGCUGCGUUUCAGAAGGGUGAAGACGAGACAAAACCAGGAAGGGUGCAGCCCGACAGGCGGUGGUUUGGAAAUACACGGGUUAUAUCGCAAACUGCCCUUGACCACUUCCGUACAAGUCUCUCAUCCAAGAAAGAUGAUCCCUACUCUGUCUUGUUGCGGCGGAAUAAGCUUCCUAUGGCGCUGUUGGACGAUGCCGCCAAUCCCAAUUUGCGGAAAAGGCCGCAUAUAGUGGAAACCGAACCAUUCAAGGAGACCUUUGGACCAAAAGCACAGAGGAAGCGACCGAGGAUCGAUGCUGGAAACUUUGAAGAGCUCAGUAAGAUUGGUGCCGCGGCCGUGGACGAAGCUGCAGCGGGAAGCGAAACUGUUAUAGAACCGCUGGCAUCCUCUAUUACUGAGGUGCAAACACAUGCCGACUACAAUGAACCUAUCUACGCAAAAGGAACCUCACGACGAAUAUAUGGAGAACUCUACAAGGUUAUCGAUUCUUCAGAUGUCAUUCUACAUAUCCUCGACGCUCGGGACCCGCUGGGUACAUUAUGCGAAUCUGUGCUAGAAUUUAUCAAGAAGGAGAAAGCCCAUAAACAAGUCGUUUUGAUCAUAAACAAGUGCGAUUUGGUACCCAAUUGGGUCACAGCUCGGUAUAUCCAGCACCUCACUCCCCGAUAUCCUACCAUCGCCUUUCAUGCCUCCCCUAACCACUCCUUUGGCAAAGGCUCCCUCAUUCAACUUCUGCGUCAAUUCUCCCAACUGCAUUCUGACAAGAAACAAAUUUCUGUCGGCUUCGUCGGCUACCCGAACGUAGGCAAAAGCAGUGUCAUCAACACCCUCAAAAGCGGCAAAGUAUGCAAGGUUGCACCUGUUCCGGGCGAAACCAAGGUCUGGCAAUACAUUACGCUUACACGGAGGAUUUACUUGAUCGAUUGUCCUGGGAUCGUGCCAACGUCUGCGCAUGACAGCCAGACGUCUACCGUUUUGAAGGGUGUUGUGCGUGUGGAGGCUUUGGCCACCCCGUCGGAGCAUAUCCCGGCUUUGAUGGAGCGAGUGAAGCCUUUGUAUCUCUCCAGGACGUACGGUGUCCCCCUCCCUAACGAGGACGACCCGACGCAAGCCUGGGAGCCAGAAGUUUUCCUAGAUAAACUAGCGCGUAUGAAGGGACGACUCCUGAAGCAGGGAGAGCCUGAUGUGGAUUCUGUUGCCAAAAUCGUUCUGAGUGACUGGGUGCGGGGAAGGAUACCGUUCUUUGUUCCUCCUCCUGAACGCUCGGAGGAGCUGAACAAGGCCGAAGCGAAGAAGAGGAAGGGCAAGGGCAAGGCCGUGGAGGCUGAGGCUGAGGAUACUGUUGUUCCAGGGGUGAAGCAGAAUCUGGGAUCGAUUAUGCAAAAGAAUUCAUUCUUGGCGGAGGACGUCAGGGCUCUUGAGCCAGAAGAUGCAGCCCAGGAUGAUGUGGAAGUUCAAGUAGACAGCAGUGAAGAUGCAGAGGAAGAACAGAAGGACGAAGCUGAAGAAGAGGAAGAAGAAGAUCUUACCUGGGAUGACGUGUUUGAAGGUAUCAAGGAGUCUCCAGAGGAACAAGUGGAACCUGAAGCUUCUGUAGAAAAUAAAGAGCCUCCUGCACCCAAGAAAGAGGCCCGCAUGAAAACAAACAAACACAAGGCCACGAAUUUCUACUCAAACGCGAAUGUCAAAAAUAAAAACCGUGAAAAGGCCGCACUGCUUAGGUCAUUGCCUGUUGGCAAAAAGGCAUCUGGCCAUCGUCGUAGAUGAGAUGAAUCAGACCACGUUUCUAGUGUAUAUCCGCUAUAGAUCUAUAUCUAGACUAGCCGUUUACAAGGUAUCAUAAUUCUACCUGUCUGCCCCGC